Molecule: messenger RNA, 11482 nt
Organism: Acanthochromis polyacanthus (spiny chromis)
Lineage: Eukaryota; Metazoa; Chordata; Actinopteri; Pomacentridae
Gene: ncanb
Product: neurocan b
Biological process (GO): cell adhesion
Molecular function (GO): calcium ion binding; hyaluronic acid binding
Source: RefSeq, a predicted model, not a curated record
UCUUUUGUUCAGUAGCGCUCAGCUGCUGGAGAGGUGAGCACCACUCCGGCUGCUCCUCCACUCAUCGCGGCUGCUGCUGCUGCUGCUCGACUCGGCUCGUUUGCAAGAAGAGAUCCGUUGCAUUGCAAAGACAACACAGUCCUCCGCUGGUUUCUCUGUACUUGACACCCAGGUCUGCACCCCAUCACUCCUCCGACGCACUCGCAGGGCUUUUUGUUGCUUUUUGGUUUCCUUUUUACGCGUCGUUGGAUGGCUCAGCUUCCCGGUCCGUGGCGUCUUUAACCACCUGCACCGUAUCACACCGACCGACGCUCCUGUGAAGCUGCAGCAUCGCUCUACAUUCCUGUGGACUGGAGCUCAUCGGAAAAGGUGCAGCAGGAUGCAGGGCGGACUGCCUGUGUGUGGACUGCAGCCCCUGCUGGCCCUCCUUCUGCUUCAGACUGCAGGCUGCGGUUUAACCAAUGCCGACACAGUGGUGAAUAUGCGGAAGGUGACCCAUCAGACCAUUAGAGAGGAGCUUUCGAAAACCGUCCUCCUCCCCUGCCUCUUCACCCUCCGCCCCACCACCGGUUCGUCCCAUGAGCCCCGGAUCAAGUGGACCAAGGUUUGGGGCCAGAGGGGCUCCGAUGGACUGCAGAAGGAACAGUCGGUCCUGGUGGCCAAAGACAAUGUGGUCAAGGUGAAAAAGGCCUUCCAGGGUCGCGUAACGUUGCCUGGUUACAGUAAGAAUCGCUACAAUGCCAGUCUUGCUCUCACCGGGUUGCGUUCAAGCGACUCAGGUCUCUACCGCUGUGAGGUUGUGGUGGGAAUCAAUGAUGAGCAGGACACGGUUCCUCUGGAGGUCACAGGUGUGGUGUUCCACUACAGGGCCCCUCAUGACCGCUAUGGCUUGUCCUUCGCCGACGCCAUGAGGGUUUGCGUGGAGAACUCGGCCGCCAUUGCAACACCAGGUCAGCUGCAGGCUACCUUCGCUGACGGAUUUGAUAACUGCGACGCCGGCUGGCUGUCUGACCAGACUGUACGGUAUCCCAUCCAGUCGCCUCGGCCUGGUUGCUAUGGCGAUCGGGAAGACUCACCUGGAGUCCGUAACUACGGCAGUAGGUCCCCUGAUGAGCUGUUUGAUGUCUACUGCUUCGCUAAGCAGCUUCAAGGUGAAGUGUUCCACUCCACAGUGCCAGACAAGCUGAGCCUUGCCACCGCCUCCACCCACUGCCAUUCACUGGGAGCCCAGCUGGCCACUGUCGGGCAGCUCUACCUGGCCUGGCAGGCUGGUCUGGACCAGUGUGAUCCCGGCUGGCUGGCCGAUGGUAGCGUUCGUUAUCCCAUCAAUGUCCCACGGAAAAACUGCGGCGGAGACGAUCCUGGCGUUCGGACUGUCUACACCAACCCCAACCGCACCGGUUUCCCGGACACCAUGGCCCUUUUUGACGCCUACUGCUACCGAGCCCACCAGCCAGCGGGGGUCCAGGCUGCAGAAGCACGAGCUUUGUACCAAACAGCCGGGCCAGCAGUAGAUGCCGUGUCAACAGUCACUGAAGCCCUGCGGAGCGCCCCUCCUUCCAAGACCUCCACGUGGACAGGCCUGGUAGACUUGGAGAAAGCGGGAGCCUCGUCCAUCGCAGGAACAAACAACUCUUCUGAGAUCUCUGAAGAACAUGUAGUGAUCCACUUAAGGCCUGGGAAGGUUUGGGAUGAAAGGCAGGAGGAAUCCAGAACGAGCCAACCCAAUCAGGAUGGCCCAAUGAGCGGCAACACUUUGGGCCUUUCUGAUCUUGAAAGCCUGGAGAGCCACGGAGGUUCUGCCCACGAGGAGGAAGAUAUAUUUGGAUCUGACACCCCGACAUUUUCCUCCACGGAUGCAUCCACCCCACAGCCUCAGACCAGUAAUAGUAUUCUGACUGAGUUUGUUAACACUCUUAUGAGGCCCUUCAAGUACUGGACUGGGGGCAAAAGUGGUGACAAGACAGAGAAGGAGCCCACAGGGACUGAAGAUAAGGUGGCGGAGAACCAGACGCAAGGAGAAGCAUCCAGCGGAAACCUGAGCAUACCGAAGCCCAGUGGAAACAAAGGCAGCAUGGACAAUGCCAUCAUGGAGCACAGAAGUGACGCUUUUUCCUUCAGGGGUCCCAGCACCGGACUGCAUAGUUCAGAGGAAGGUCUGUCUGAGCAGGAGAAAGAGGUGAUGCCAUUGAUUCGAUUAGUGCCUGCAGUGCAAAACACUGAGAAAAGCGACGCCAGCAGCGAUCCGGUCAAAGGAGCAGCCGGCACAUUCACUGAAAACCCUCAAUCUGCUAUCAACGAGUUCCCUUCAUCGGGUUCUACUGAGAGAUCACCACCCAGUGAACAUGUCAACAUAUCCGGUCCUCAGGGAUCCAGAGGACACCCUGCCUUUGCUCCCAACCCAAGCAGCAAGUUUCAGUGGGCCAUCAAGUCCAUGCGAGGCCCCAAACAAGGCCCUCCUGGAAACGUGGCCUAUGUGGGUAAACACCCCACCUGGGAACCACUGGAAGCCAAAUCAGGACCCCUUGAGGUGAUGACCUUGCCCACCUCCCUUCGACAGGACAACCUGGAAAACUACUCGGGUGAGGGCAAGGACCCGGAUGCAGAGGGAGCUACUACUGCAGCUGCCAGAAGUGGCUCAGGCGAGGAGAAGGAGGUAGAGGGGAGCGGAGAGGGGGGCAACUUUCCUGGUGGAUUUGCAGUGAAAGUCAACAAUGUGGCCAGCAGUGGUGCCAAACUGAGUACUGAAAGCGAAACUUCACUCAGCCGGAGUGAUUUCGUCACUGUGGCUGAGCUCACUACUCUGUCCCAGUGGCAGCUUGUGGAACAACCCACCACUCCACCGCAGAGCUCCCAGGUUUCAGACACAGCAGAAGAGGCCAGGGGAGAGAUCCUCUACGUACACCGGCCUACCGACAAUCUCUCCUCUGCCCCCUCACGCAAAGAGGAGGAUGGUUCCAAUUCAGGAUUCAUUCCGGUCCUUAGGAAUCACAACAAAGACACCAGCAGGAACGAGGUGAUGGCGACCACGCAUGAAGCAUUAAAGGAGGCGCUGACAACUUCUGAGGUAACAACUGUGGAGCCUCUCACUGGAGACGCUCAGAGGACGGAUCCUGCCACCACAGCAACCACUCCGCAAAACACAGCGGACACUUCCUCAACAGAGGAGCCAUCUAUUUCCAUUUCUUGGGUUCAAGAAGAGAAGGAGAAAACUACAGCAACUCCAACACCCGGUGGAGAAUCUCAAACGGCUACUGGAGUCCUUCAUUUGACCACCGUCGCGUCAGACUCCAAAGUUGGUGCAACAGCAAUGGAAUCCAGAUCUGCAGUUUCGGAGUCCUUCAUUGUGGGAAGUCGUUGGACAACUUUGAAAACCUCAAAGCCAGAGGAACAAAAAACCCCAGAGACAGCAGAGAACAAAGACACAAGCAAUCCAUUUGGUAUUCUCGUACCCAACUGGGCAUUUGGGAUCAUCCCAUCAGUAGACAGUAACCCCUGCCAGACCAACCCUUGUCUCCAUGGAGGGAGCUGCCUGCAGGAAGGUGAUGGCUACAGUUGCUACUGUCCUCAGGGCUUCUCUGGAGAGAGCUGCGAGAUCGACAUUGAUGACUGCCAGUCGAAUCCGUGCCAGAACGGAGGAACCUGCAUCGACGAGAUCAACUCCUUUGUGUGCCUCUGUCUGCCCAGCUACGGCGGAGCUACUUGUGAGAAAGACACCGAAGGCUGCGAGCACACCUGGAGGAAGUUCCACGGCCACUGCUACAGGUACUUCAGCCGCAGACACACCUGGGAGGACGCCGAAAAGGACUGCAGGGAGCACAGCGGCCACCUGGCCAGCAUCCACAGCGCCGCCGAGCAAAACUUCAUCCGAGGUCUUAGUCAUGACAACACCUGGAUUGGGCUAAACGAUCGCACAGUGGAGGACGACUUCCAAUGGACUGACAAGAUGGACCUGCAAUACGAGAACUGGCGGGAAAACCAGCCCGACAACUUCUUCGCCGGAGGAGAAGACUGCGUGGUUAUGAUUGCUCAUGAAAAUGGCAAAUGGAAUGACGUGCCCUGCAACUACAACCUGCCCUACGUCUGCAAGAAGGGAACAGUGCUUUGCGGCGCACCUCCCACUGUGGAUAAUGCCUUCCUGAUUGGUCGGAAGCGUUCCCACUAUGACAUCCACUCGGUGGUGCGCUACCAGUGCGCCGACGGCUUCCUGCAGCGCCAUGUGCCCACUGCUAAGUGUCGCGCCAACGGCAAGUGGGACCGACCCAAAAUCAUCUGCAUAAAAUCCCGGCGAGCCCACCGUUACCGGCGCCACCACCACAAGGGCAGGAGGGAGCGCAGGAAGCACAAGAGGCACGGCCACAGAGAUGGAGGCCACCACGGAGGAGAGCCGGGCCAGGGCCACAACCACGCCCACUUCUGAACCAAAAAAUAACAUCCACCCUUUCCUUUUUCUGUCCUCUGCCGCCGACUGCGGUUUGCCUGUUCUCCCUGUCGACCCCCAUUUCCCCCAAAACACUACUUCACAGCUCAAAACUCUCUUCCCAAUCCUCCCCAACCCCCUCUCCCAGCCCUGCACUACACUGUCCUGCCAUCAGCUCCACCUCCGGCUCUCCGAGUCACCCUGCAUCAUAAUCAGCCGUGAGGCCUGCCAGAGUGCUGCCAGGCGUCACCAGGACAAUAACGAAUCCCUUUGUUACUCCCCCCUUUUUUCACUUUCCUCUCUCUGCUUUACUUUUUUCUGCUCUUGUCUGUCCCCCCUCACCUCCCCCCGCCCCCCUUACGACCCACUUACUCUCCCUCUGAGCUCAACCAUGACCUGAAACAUGGGGCUAUGCUGACCUGUUUUUGGAAAAAAAAAAGAAGAAAAAAUUCCUUCGAGAUCUGCACCGAAAAAUUCUUUUGGAGAGAAGUGGUUUAGUGCAAAACUGUAAAUAGGGACGACAUCACUGAGAAACGCCGUAUCGAAAUCAGAGGAGUCAAGGAAGACAUCGUGUUGUUGACUUUAGCCUUUUUGUCUGUUGAACACAAGUUAUUUUCUACGAAUACUCAGUGUUUGUUUCUUGACUCUGCUGCUUUUGGUUUGCUCUUUGUAAGACAUUGUACUUGACUCCAAGCGACACUGGAGUUAUUCUGAAACAGAUUUAAUUGAGUUCUUUUGAACCAGAUGUAACUGAAUUAUUUGAUUGUUAGCAUUGUAUCUUCUUGUCAGUGUAAAAUGGUUACUUUAGAUCAGAUGCUGAAACCCCCAGAGGAAAAUGGAAAAACACAUGACAUCUCAGUGCAGCUUCACCACAAACGGCUCCACAACCUGUCGUGGUCAAAGGUUAAUAUAAAAGUUUGGUGUUGGUUUGUCUCAACUCAGCUCAGAAAUGUGUUUUUUAGAAUUUGUUGGCAUAUGAAAAAGUGAACUAGUCAGAGUGAUGCAGCAGGAUGAAGCGCUCAAGUCGCAUUUUUUAUUGUUUAUUACACCACAGUAUUAGUACGUUGAAAGAGAGCAGAAACCGGCCAAUUACUGCAUUAGUAAGGAGUGUUAGGCCCCGUCCACACGAAGACGAAACGCUGAACAGUUUCAAAAACGAUCGCUGUAAAGACGAAGGCGUCUCAGAAAAUCUAUGCGUCUCCACAAAUGCACUCGAUACACAUGGAAAUGCUGUAAAACACAUGCCAGACCUCUAGGGGCGCUGUAACAAUAUGACGGACACACGCGCAAACAGAAGAAAAAAACUGUGGGCAUGCGCACUUGCGGCAAAAGUUGUAAACAGAGAGCUUCAUCAGCACAUUUGCUACACUGUACGCCGCCAUUGUUGUUGUCGUGGCCGCGUGUGGCGCAUGUGUGUCAAUGAAGAUACGAAACUAUGACGCAAGCGUUUCUGAAAAGCAGCGGAUCGCCCUUACACACAGAGCUGCGUAAACUGUGUUUCAAAAUCUUUCCACUCUGGAACCCAUUUUCAAAAAUGAUCGUUUACAGACCCCCAAAACACCGUCUUCGUGUGGAUGAUACGCAGAUUCGGCAAGAAACUUACGCGUUUAGACCUCGUUUCGCCUUCGUGUGGACGGGGCUUUAUUCUUACUGGUCUGUUGUUAAUUGUUAACGAUUCCCUUGAAGGCGACAUGAAGGUCAGGGUGAGCCGAUCAAAAAUGUAAAAAAGAUGACACUAGAAACUGUAAAUCUGGUAAUUGUCUAUAUGGUAAAAAUUUCUACUAAUAGAUAUCAUCAUGAAACAUCCCCACUUCAUCACUUAUACUAAGACUAUUGUUUUUGUCAUAUACCAUUUCUGAGUUAUUAUGUUUAAUAUAUGCAAGUAAGGUAUUAUUCCACCAAUUUCUCAUACGAUUUCAGAACAAAACUCGAGACGUUGGAAAAAGCAAAGUUCAUUUCAUUUUGCUGGCAUAUUGGAGUGGAAGGUUUUCACACCGGAGGUUUGAAUAUCUCUUCUAUAUCACUCCAUGAAUCAAAAAAUACUUUCAACAGCAACAGUGAAAAAUGAAUUGUUGCCAUGUUUAUGGGUUUCAAAUGAGGCUGCGUAUGAUAUAAGAACAAACCCCACUGCAGAAACCCUCCGAUGUGGGUGUUUGUAAGUGCUAUAGAACUCUGAGAUUUCGGGCUCAGAGUUUGAGAAGAAACAACGCAUUUACUGGCAAACGGUUCAACCGAAAGUUCCCCAGCUGACUACGUUUAGGGGGUUGUUUUUCCUUUUUCAAGAUUCCUGACAUUUAAAGUUUUAAUAUGGAAAUGAGGUAUUCUUUCAUUAAAUGUGCUAAUUUGCAGAAAACUCACCUACAUGUGCAUGUUCUUUCCAUAACUCCAAAAGAAGACAUGUCAUGCAAGCAAAAUAUCCCAAAAUUUUCCUGUAGUGUCUUGCCUUAAAUCUACCGCACAAAUCAACUGUGGAGUUGCACAAACUUUCCCAAAGUAGUUUGGUGCAUCCAGGCUAAAUCUUGUAAACUAUUCUCUCCCCAAUAGUUUUUCAACGCAGCAAGAUGUUAAUACAGAAACCUGCAUUCAUUGAUUUGAAUUUUUUUAUAAACUGAGAUCAGCAGAACCGGCUGGGAACCCAACAUUGACAUAUUAUCACCUUAUGGCAAACUGUCGCUUAUUUUGACAUCCGGCACAUAUGGAGCGACAUUAGCAUUAGUUGGAAUUGUGCUUCUUGUGUCGGCCACCUUGCAAAUGUACAUUUACUAACUUUAUGAGAAGUUUUUUGCUGAAAACAGCUGUUCACCAUGACCAAUGAGACUGAAUCAAAAAGCAAAGUUGCCAGGAGACAAACUGCAAAAUGAUGUUUUUGGUGGGUUUGUCACCACAAUCAUCCCCUUUUACAUGACAUUUAAUCAUUUGAUCCAUUGUCAGCAUAGCCGUAUUAAUCAGGGGGCUUAAGAUGGACGUUUUUGUCGUUUACACUGCUCCGUCUGAAGCAGAAUGUGUUGGAUAUGUGGUGGCGAACGGCUCUCUGUCAAACCAUGAAGCAAAGCUUUGCAAACAGGGUAUUUGGAUGAAUAUGAGGCAGAGGAGACACUGAGCUCUGGUUCAUCUCAGUGUGUGUACUCAUGACUGAGGACAUUGACAGUGGCUGAGGCCCAAGCGGAUGAUGAUAGAAAAGGUCAGCAGCGAUUAAGGCUCACCAUUUCUGGGGCAGACAGUCUCACAGCUGUUCACACCUGAGCUCGCUGCUCCUGCGUGUCCUGCUUUAAAGAGGGGAUUGAGACGGAUAGAACAAGCGCUUUGCUCUCUUUUCCUUUCCCCUUUACUGCCGGGUUAAAUUGCUGUUUUUUAAAGCCGGCACUUGAGGUCAGAGCUUCUGGGAUUACGCCCCAACCACUGACUCCGGCACUUCUAUCCUUUAUGUGUCUCCACCUUGUUAUGCUUUUUCACCACCUCUGCGCUUUCAUCCGUCUUCUUCACUCGACAUCCUUUCCUUUUUCACAAUAGAAAGCAAGUGGAUGAUAAGCACACCAAAAUGCAGUUUAACCUGCGCUUUAUUGGGGGAAGAGUACACUCAGGGUUUUUCAGCAGCCUAUCUUAGAAAAGAGAAAGCGGGAUCGGGUUGUUUAAAGUCACAUGAGGUAAGAAAAUCCAUCCCGGGCACAUUAAUUCCCUGCCUUUGUUUGUCUCCUCUCACCUUGGCAAUGACAACACUCCUGUGCACAGAGAAGAAUGGUGAACCUGCACCUCGGUAUCAGUUUAAUUAAUCUACCGCAUGCCUAAUUAACAAGUUGCAUUAUCUGCUGAAGCACAGAGCCGCGAUGACAAGGGGAGGGGUUGACGGACAGCCAGGGGAAGGCAUAAGGUGACGGACGGGAGGCCCAGACAACCGUCAAACCCCUGUCGCUCCGUAGAUGUCAAACUGACACAAGCUUCUCUUAUUUCUUUCUUUUCUGCCUUUUCCUGGAAAAUGGAUAGACCACAGGUGGAUGAAUGAAAGGGCAGACAAGGAGCUGCUCUCACAGUAAAUCAAAUCAGAGUUGACGCCCAGAGACAGUGUAAUUACAGUUGUGUAAAGGUUCAGGUGUGCCAGGGCUACAACAGAGCAUGAUAAGAUGAUAUGGGAGUGAAACUGUGAAAACUGUGAAAGCUUGGAUAAAAUUUAAUAAGAUUAGUGAGGAAAUAAAUGAGUCAGACUGUGUUGAGAUUUAAAAAUGACUUCUGCAGCUAUCCUCUGCAGAGAUUAUUAGGCGUCCAGCAGAAAUGCCACAAAUUUAUGCACAUUUUUAAUCCCUAGCGAGUUGGUACGAGUGGAUUUCAUAUUGAUAAUGAUCUGUCGUUUAGUUAAAAGUUUGAGAAUCCUAAAGUAAAAUAGACAGCACAUAAAAAGCUGUGUUUGGUUUGAGCUGAGCUGUGUGUGUUUUGUCUCUGUAAGUGAACAGUUGGCUUUUGCCACAUCCUCUGGGACUUGACCGGACUUUUAAAGGCCUUUCUCUGCAAAAACACUCUCUCAAUGCACUCAAAUCGCACAUUCUUUAUGGGGUUUUUUUCCGCUUGAAACUUCAAACCGUGUCUGCCUCUCUUAUCGCUUUUUGACUCCCACCUCUUUUAAUCUCCUCCACUCCUCUCCCCUUUUUCCUCGUCAGGCUUUCUAGCCGGAGCCCCGAGGGCAGGCAAACAGACAGUGACAAAGCCUUAUAAUUGCGAGUCUUAAUUAUGAAGAUGAGUGAGUUAACGGAGGCUCCUGCCAUUUUCCUCUUGGCUCAGUAGCGAGCGGCGUGCCUGAGGGCAGAGCAGCGGGGCAAACCAUUGAACAUCUUCACAGCCAGCAGGUCUCCUCUCAGGCUGAGCCACCUUUUGUAAUUGUCACCCAGUCGUUCAUCUCACUCACAGCUGAGUUCAGCAGAGAUGAAAUGUGAGCUGGAAGCAGGUGUCUGGUUGACACAGCACGACAGAAGUGAGCGCAGCAGCAUUCCUAAACACCAAUAUAAUCUUAAUUUCAUGCUAAAAUCUUAAUAUUUAAGCAUGAAAUUGCAGUAAAUAAACUGAUAUUGCAAGAGAAACAACUUGAGUGUUUGGAAAUGCUGUUGUUGUGAAAACUUUAGGUUUUCCUAAUCUAUUAUAGCAGGACAGAACUGCUAAAAAUUCCUGCACAGCAUCCAGCAACAGGAAGUGAGGAAGUACCUGUAACAACACAUAAUAAUGUAUGCUACUUGCCUUGGAUUUAACCCUUAAACUCUUCGAAAAUCAACUCUUUUUUUUUUAACGUCGCUACCAUGUCAAAAUGAGGGUUUUUUUGGUACCAUAAGCAAAUAAAGCAUUUCCACAGUGAAACCGCAGUGAACCAAUGAGAGUCUCAUAAACCCAGAUAUAGACUUCAUGGAUUUCAUGUGUAACAAAUCUAAAGAACCAAUCCCGUCUACUUGCGCCAUGAUCCUUUCUGUACCAUUAUUCCUCUUCAGAAUUGCUUUCUGGGUCCAACAAUUUGUAGCAUUGUGUAGUUUUGCAGUGUUUUUGGAGCUGGAUGAGGCAGGGAACUAUGUCGAGGCAUUUCAAGGAAGGAAGGGAAUGUUUUCAUGGGAAAAAAUUGCAACUUUGAUGCACAGAGAUGAGUUCUUAGGGGUUACCUCAACAGCCGGAGAGGGACUUGAAAUGCAAAAGUUCAUUGUAAUUAAAGAUCUUCGAGGAAUUCGAAGGUUGACAGGUGCAGUAUGAAUUGUUAAGGCUGUGAAGAUGAACGAUAGCUCUUCUUGGUUGACGGGACGACGUAGCCCAGCAUCAACAACAGCUCGAUGUGUUUCCAGGAGGACAGAAGAGCUGAAAAUUUGUUUUAGGACUUCUCUUUGCCAGCUUCAUAUCCAUUCAGUGAAACAAAUGGCAGGUGACCAAUUCGGGUGCAUGUGGAAGAGUGCAGAUCUCACAUUUUGGGUCUCUGAAAAUUGAGAAUCUGUCCUUCUUAUACGAGCUGUCGAAGCUCUCCGUCGACUCGAUGCAUUAAAAGUCGGCACUCGUCAGUAAUGACAGCCUGAUAAGAGCAGUGGAGGCUGCUGUCCUUCCUCACUCACUCACACACAGACAGACGAUUGAUUUCAUGAUUAGGUCGUCUGUCUUGGGUUCCUUAUUAAGUCUGUCGAUGGCAUUGACGGCACAGUAGCAUCGACCGACCGCUAAAUGAUAGGAAAGCAGACUGUCAUAGUUCACAGCACUCCUCCUCUGCUCCCAUGUGAACACUUAGGUUGUGUACUCUGCCGUGUAAAUACUCAGAUUAUCAUUUACAUCCCCCACUUCCUUUCUUCUUCUUCCUAUCUGCAUCUCAUCAGACUUUUUAAAACUUUAUCUUCUCCUGCUGCAUCACUUCUUCACUGUGCAGGCUCCCCCUAGCAGUAUUUGUAUAAUAUUCUCUGUCUGAUACUGAGUUGAGACAAUUUAUCAUUGUCAGGAAAAGGGUUGUAUUCUGUUGGGAUGGAUGGAUGAAUGGAGACGUGUUACUGCGGGAGAAUGAAGAAACGACAGAGCUGAAUCCGAUGACAAACGCUCCCUUUUUUUCCCUCUUCUGUGAUACAAACACGACAGUUUUUCUAUUUUUGUUUUUUUUGUAAAUCCAUUUAAACUCUGGGUGUGUUUGUUGCUUAGCCUCUCUGGGCCAUAUUCACACAGCCUCUGUAGAGCCCAAAUCCCCUCAUUCUUUCUAUUCCUCCUGCUGACACUGUUUUUAAGCUGCUGCAUCUGAAAAACCGAGACACUUGCUUCAGUCAACACUCUGCAGGACGGCUGGAAGCGAGGUGAUGCUUUACCAUACAGACAAACAUCACCUCUUUUUGACUCUGUUCUUCUGCACAGCUCUCCAGUUCGCAGUGAGCUGUGUCUUACGUGUUCAAGCUGACUUCGAAGAGGCACAAAAUAACAGCAGCCGAGCUCGUGUAAAGCUGUGUGAAUGUGGUCCACAAGUAUUUAUCCAUAUUUAUUGAUGUAUGUUCUUAUGAAUUCCAGUCCUGUCACUGUAUUAUAUUCUUUACAAGACAAAUGAUCAUUAAAGGAAACCCUUGUUUGGAUCCGUUA